UGCAUUUCACGUUUACAGAUUCUAUAAGUCAAUAGACAAAACCAAAUCAUAUCAAAACAUAACCUCCCUAACCACAUCCCUAUUAAAAUGGGAAAAAGAUGGAAGCAACACAUCCAAACAUGCCUUUAGCUUCACUCCUACUCAAUCCCUAAUUUCCCAAAUAAAAACCAAAUGCUCCCUAAACACCUUUCUCUCUUAUUCCCAAACCCGACACGUUUUCCACAUAAAUUUCCUGUUUUGCCACUAUGAGCUUCUUGAUUCCUAAUAGAGGAGCAGGAGGAACCAAGAUUCCCCUCUCCAUCAUCGUUCUCGUUCUCUGUGGUUUCAUGUUUUUUAUCCUCUUAUACACCGAAAGAAUCAGCUUGAUGUCUUCUUCCUCUUCGUCUUCGUCUUCUACCUUCCUCAAGAUAAAGUCUUGUCCAAGGAAAGACAUUAGCUCGAAACCUAAGGAGAAAGUUCGAGAAGAGAAACCAGAGAAUAUGGAAGUGCUUGACGACAGGUUCGAAUUUGAUCCAGAAGAGUGUAAUGUCGCAGCAGGGAAAUGGGUUUACAAUAGCUUAGUCAAGCCACUCUACACCGAUGAAUCAUGUCCGUACAUCGACCGUCAAUUCGCUUGUAUCAAAAACGGUAGACCAGAAACUGAUUAUCUCCGGUGGGAAUGGCAGCCUGACGACUGUACAAUUCCACGGUUUAGUCCGAAGUUAGCAAUGAACAAGCUCAGAGGAAAAAGAUUGCUUUUUGUCGGAGAUUCGUUGCAACGAAGCCAAUGGGAAUCGUUCGUGUGUUUGGUGGAAUCAAUAAUACCAGAAGGAGAAAAAUCGAUGGAGCGUAGCCAAAAAUACUUUGUCUUUAAAGCAAAGGAAUACAAUGCGAGUAUAGAGUUUUAUUGGGCACCGUAUAUCGUCGAGUCAAACACUGACUUACCGGUGAUUUUGGACCUGAAGAAAAGGAUAGUGAAAGUGGAUUCGGUGGAAGAUAGAGCUAAGUUUUGGGAAGGAGCGGAUAUUCUGGUUUUCAACACUUAUGUUUGGUGGAUGAGUGGUCUCAGAAUGAAAGCUUUGUGGGGUUCCUUUGGAAAUGGUGAGAGAGGUGCGGAGGCGUUAGACACACACGUGGCUUACAGGCUUGGGCUCAAGACGUGGGCCAAUUGGGUUGACUCUACCGUUGAUCCUAACAAGACCAGAGUCUUCUUCACCACCAUGUCUCCUACUCAUUCGAGAAGUGCGGAUUGGGGGAAGCCGAACGGCACGAGGUGUUUCAACGAAACGAAGCCAGUCAAAGAUAAGAGGUUUUGGGGAACUGGCUCCAACAAGCAGAUGAUGAAAGUCGUGUCAAGCGUCGUCAAGCACAUGACCACGCACGUGACUGUCAUCAACAUUACGCAGCUCUCCGAGUACCGCAUCGACGCCCACACAUCUGUCUACACUGAGACAGGUGGCAAAAUCCUAACGGCUGAGCAGAGGGCUGAUCCCAUGAGUCACGCUGAUUGCAUACAUUGGUGCCUCCCUGGAUUGCCCGAUACAUGGAACCGGAUCCUAUUGGCUCAUUUGUAAAUUUACGAUAUAAUUUCAACCAAGAAUUGUAUAGCACGAGCUUGCAUUUUGUUGUCGCUGCAAUCAUAAAGCAGAAGCCUGUUGUCAAAAAAUGAUGCGAACGGUACCGUGUUUGAUAGAAGAAAUUCAUCUUCAAUAGGGUUGAACGAAGGAGGUUUACGGAGUAAGUUUUGUCUCAUGUCACAUCAUCUUGAUUUAACGAACAUAUAGUUUG
Thlaspi arvense is the source of this 1767-nucleotide messenger RNA. Lineage: Eukaryota; Viridiplantae; Streptophyta; Magnoliopsida; Brassicales; Brassicaceae. The record is from the annotation of a GenBank genome assembly.